Molecule: messenger RNA, 1658 nt
Organism: Pezoporus occidentalis (night parrot)
Lineage: Eukaryota; Metazoa; Chordata; Aves; Psittaciformes; Psittacidae
Product: ferritin light chain-like
Exons: 3
Coding region: 123-932 (269 amino acids)
Biological process (GO): intracellular iron ion homeostasis; iron ion transport
Cellular component (GO): cytoplasm
Molecular function (GO): ferrous iron binding; ferric iron binding
Source: RefSeq, a predicted model, not a curated record
GCACCUCCCGCCGGCACGGGCCGGGAGGGGGGCGGGAAGGGGCGGCCCGGAGCCGCCGAGCGCGGCAAGGUGUGUCCCAGGUGCCAGCGCUAUAUCAGGCGACGCGGUGGGGCAGACCCCCGAUGGCGGCGUCCGCCAUGGCUGAGCCGCGCUCUAAGCGGCCCCGCGUGACGCUGCCCGCCUGCCAGGCGCACCGCGCGCUGCCCGGCAGCCGCGUGAGGCAGAGCUUCCCGCCCGCCGUGGAGGAAGGCCUCUGCGGCGUCACCGGCGCCCUGCUGGAGCUCGCUUACUGCCUACAGGCGCUGAGUGAAUAUUUUGAUCAGUCACAUGUGGCUCUACCAAAUGUUUCAAAGUUCUUCUUGCAUCAAGCUCUGGAAGAAAGAAAAGCUGCAGAGGCUCUGAUGAAGUAUCAACAAGAAAGAGGUGGCCAUUACUGUUCUAAAACCAUUCAGAAACCAAACUGUGAGUAUGCAGUUGGUCUGAUGAAGGCCCUGGAACUAGCAAUGGUACAGUGGAAAACUAUGGUACGGUAUUUUGAAGAGCUUUAUGCCCUGAGUAUUGAAAAUGCUGACCCUCAUAGCGCAAGCACUAUCAAGAAACAAUUUAUUGGGCCCAAAAUCCGGAAGAUCAAGCUGAUGGGAGAUCUGCUGACCAACGCUCGCAGGCUUGACUGUUCCCAGGAUGGCAGGAAUAGUCUUGGCGAUUACUUUAUGGACCGGUUGCAGGAAGAGUUCAGAACAGGCAUAGAGCCCUCCCUGUCUCUGCAGCAUUGUACAGGAGCUGCAGAGGGUCUGAAGCAACCCCCGAGAGAAUCUUCCCAGCACAGAAAUGGCACAGGGCCAAUCUGUGCAACCAUACACUGUGCUACCAUGCUGCCACAGCGUAAUGAUGGGACAGGAGCAAAAGUGAAGCAGGGCAAGGAGGGCCUUUAAUGCUGUGGCUGUUGCAGCUACAAGGCAGCUCCUAAGGCAGACCUGUAUAGAGGGUGGACUUGAGACCAGGACUCAGGAGACAUGAUGCUGUAUUGCCCCUCCUGCCUUACACUCUGUCCUCUGUCGAGUGACAGCUCAAAAUCUAUCCCAUAUCAUUAUUGUGUUUAAAUGACAGCAAGGUUGCUAGUUACCUAGAUUGUUUGCAUUAAUCACAUUUUUAUAUAUGUAAUUCUUCCUAGAAGCUUUUAAACCUCUUUUCUAUCUUAAAUGAUUAGUUAGUGAAAAUUAUUUCUAACAGUAUAUAUAACUUUUAUUAAAAAUAAAAAAGCAACUUUAGUAUAUGGAAACUUCUAUGUGGCAUAAAAUACAAAGAUUUAAAUUUAUAAUAUUAAGUAUUUUAUAUUACUGACAUAUUUUACAUUACUAACAAGUAUACUAACAAAAUUAACUCUUUUGAAAAAGGCUGUUUUAAAACAAGGUUUUCUUAUCUUAGUUCUAUAAUUGUAGCUAUUUAAAUGAGUAGUCUUAAUUCAUUUACUUAUCACCCAGCUAUUUCUAGUGGUGUACUUCUCCAGGAUGAAGGAUGCAAACAUUUUCUUAACAGUGGGAGUAAGAUAAUGUGCUGGUAUUCUCUACAGUUAUUUGCCUGGUUGGCUUCUCUCAUCCUCAUAAAGCAGAGGAGAGACAUUAUGGGUUCUCAUUAGAUGUGAUCUUUACACGUUCUCG